This is a messenger RNA of Octopus sinensis (East Asian common octopus), 3340 nucleotides long. Its product is annotated as neurogenic locus Notch protein. The record is from RefSeq and is a predicted model, not a curated record. The transcript is spliced from 12 exons. Lineage: Eukaryota; Metazoa; Mollusca; Cephalopoda; Octopoda; Octopodidae. Gene Ontology annotation, molecular function: chitin binding; calcium ion binding. Gene Ontology annotation, cellular component: plasma membrane; extracellular region; protein-containing complex. Gene Ontology annotation, biological process: cell communication; establishment or maintenance of epithelial cell apical/basal polarity; heterophilic cell-cell adhesion. The coding region runs from base 840 to 3218 and encodes 792 amino acids.
UUACUGCCUCGUACUAGGCGUGAGAUGCGAAUAGCACUCACACUGUCGGUCUUAUUCCAGCUGAUGUAGUCUCUGAUUGGCACGAUUAGAGGAACAAAGCUACAGAAACCCGUUUUCAUUGGUCAUCUGGCGCGACUUUCAAACUCGUAUACCUUUGUGUAAACUUUGGCAUAUACACUCGACCUCAUUCACAAACAUAACACUGUCUUCUAUUGACGAUCACCUUUAAAUACUGGGCUUUCCCUCACAGUGUGUCAUAUUUGCCUUGUCUGUUCACCGGACUUAUUCGGAGAAUUCAGUGAGUUCGUUUCCACACAGAAACUCCUUUGUGAGUGUGAGUGUGUGUAUUAAGUCGCUAUUCAAUACGUUGACUAGCAUCGCCUUCGCAGGGGCAAGUGGACUGGUGAUAUUUAUAUAAACACUAUAUAUUUAAGCUCUCAUUAGAUAAUCCCUAAUAAGACAAUCAACAUGCUUCAGUUAACUAGUAGUCUUCUGCUCUGCACCCUUGUUGCUGUAACAAUCUCUCCAAUUGUAGCAAACUAUGUUAUUGAUGUGAAACUAAUCAAGUUUGAAAAUUUCAAUCGUUUACUGGCUAACAGACGUCAAUGCUCAAACUUCGGAACUGUACAAUGUCAAACAAGUCUCAGUCUUUGUGCCAGACCUGACAGUGGCACAGUAACGUGUGAAUAUGGAACGAGAGAUAUGGGAGUUAUCGGUGAUAACAUCAUAAACUUAAAUACGUCAUACGUUGGCACAUAAGGAACCCUAUCACACUUUUGGUUAAUCAGCCAUUUCAGAAAUUUACUAUUUCUUUUACUACAAAAGACAACCAGGAGUUGAUGGAUCAAUAUGAUUACAACAGCAGAUAUAAUAUGCCCCACAAGAGCAUCGAAGAAGCCAGCUAUCAAAUGGUGACUACGCCUGGGCAAUAUGGAACUGGUAGUCAACUGACAUAUCAAAUACGAACUUACUGCAGCCAAGGCUAUUACGGUCCUAGCUGCGCGGUGAGAUGUGAAAUUCCCAUCAUUGAGCAAGUCAGGUUUAUGUGUAAUAACAACGGUAAAAGAGUCUGCAAGCCUGGUUUCUCUGGUUCGUUCUGUAACCUCAAUGCUGAUGUAUGUCGUAGCUCACCCUGUAAAAAUGGUGCGACUUGUACUGUGCAAGGUUCUAUGUUUAAGUGCUACUGCAUCCCAGGAUACACAGGACAAUAUUGUAAUAAAGGCAUCGACGAAUGCAGUCUGACGACAACUCCUUGCUUAAAUGGUGGUACGUGCGUUGACGGUAUUGGUAACUAUUCCUGUAUGUGUCCGAGUGGUUACAGUGGAUUCAGAUGUGAAUUUGGUAUAAAUUACUGUGAUGCACAACCGUGCUACAAUGGAGGCACAUGCACUUCGAAUCUUAAUGGUUAUAUCUGCAACUGUAUGAAUGGGUUUACAGGCAAACAGUGUCAAAAAAAGAUGCGACCAUGCUUCUUCGAAAAAGAGCCAUGUUUCAAUGGAGGUACAUGUAUCAAUCGCGUCAAUGAUUUCAUUUGCCAAUGUCCCACUGGAUUUACCGGAAACAGAUGUCAAAGUGUUCUUUCAGCAUGUUCUUCAAUAACUUGCCUCAACGGUGGCACAUGUGUGAAUUCGGGUACCUCAUUUGUAUGCCAAUGUCCUCCUAACUUUUACGGUAAUCUUUGUCAAAUUGAAGAUAAAUGUCGCACAGUGACUUGCCUAAACGGUGGUCGAUGUGUUACAGCUAACAUGGUUCCGAAAUGUAAUUGCCCAUCUGGAUUUACUGGUCCACGAUGUGGAAUUUCCAUUAAUUCCUGUCAACCCUCACCGUGUCAAAAUGGAGGAACAUGCUAUCCAAAUGGAAUUCAAUUCACUUGUCUUUGCCCUGUUGGAUUCACAGGACAACGAUGUGACCAACGAAUUUGCCCACCAAAUAUUUGUCAAAAUGGUGGAACUUGUCAGAUGAUAAACAAUCAAAUCAGUUGCCUAUGCCGCAGUGAAUAUUACGGAGACAGGUGCCAGGUGACGUACCAAUGCAAUCCACAAUGUCAAAAUGGAGGAAUUUGUGACGCAGUCACACGAAGAUGUAAUUGCCCUCAAGGAUUUUUAGGAAUAGAUUGUUCAAGUAGAGAUGCUUGUGGUUCUAAUCCAAAUUUCUGUCAAAAUGGUGGAACUUGUCAGAUGAUAAACAAUCAAAUUAACUGCCUAUGCCGCAGUGGAUUUUACGGAGACAGGUGCCGGAUGACGAACCAAUGCAAUCCACAAUGUCAAAAUGGAGGAAUUUGUGACGUAGUCACACGAAGAUGUAAUUGCCCUCAAGGAUUUUUAGGAAUAGAUUGUUCAAGUAGAGAUGCUUGUGGUUCUAAUCCAAAUUUCUGUCAAAAUGGCGGAACAUGUCAGGUGGUAAACAAUCAAAUUAACUGCAUAUGUCCAACUGGCUUUUACGGAAAUAUAUGCCAGUUUCCAAGUCCAUGCUUUCCAAAAUGUCAAAAUGGUGGAACAUGUAACUUAAACACAAGAAUAUGCGACUGUCCUCCAGAAUUUGGGGGUCGAGAUUGUACGAUUAGAAAUCCUUGUGCUUCAAAACCAUGUUUGAAUAAUGGACAAUGUUAUGUACAAGAGUCAUAUAAUUACACCUGUACAUGUACCUCUGGAUAUACUGGAAAAAAUUGUGAGAGUUUGGUAACGGUUUGUGCAACAAACCCCUGUUUAAAUGGUGGACAAUGCUUUCCUAUGGGCAGCAACUUUGUUUGUGCUUGUCGACAAGGCUGGACUGGACAGAGAUGCGAAUUUCAAAGUGAUCCAUGUAAGCCGAAUCCUUGUCUUAACAACGGCGGCUGUAGCAGAUAUGGAACGAAUGACUUCACUUGUUCUUGCAUUAAUGGAUGGUCUGGUAAGCUUUGUGAUCAAAAGAAUCCAGCUGUGAAUUGCCUAACAAACCCUUGUCGUAACGGAGGAACAUGCCUUUAUAAUGCCAACCCAGUCACUUGCAAAUGCCCAUCUGGUUUUGAUGGGAAUUACUGCGAAGUUAUCACCCCCCAAACGAACUUCACGUGUCCUCAGGCAUCCGGUCUUUUCCCUGACCCACAAAGCUGCAGACAUUUUUACCAGUGCGAUUGGAACCUUUCCUACAGAAAAGAUUGUCCCGGAAACUUGCAUUUCAACAAGAAUCUACAAGUGUGUGACUGGCCACUCAAAGCCAACUGCCAGAUUGGAAAAUAAAUACACCUAAAAUGAACUUCUAUAAUCCCCACUGUUUCCUAAAAAUCAAGACUGAAUUUUCAUUUCACCAUACGAUGAUAAUUUUUAAUUUGAGAAUAUAUUAAUAAAUAUUUUUUUUCUAC